Molecule: messenger RNA, 3238 nt
Organism: Magallana angulata
Lineage: Eukaryota; Metazoa; Mollusca; Bivalvia; Ostreida; Ostreidae
Product: DNA polymerase zeta catalytic subunit-like
Exons: 6
Coding region: 1-1050 (349 amino acids)
Biological process (GO): error-prone translesion synthesis; double-strand break repair via homologous recombination
Cellular component (GO): zeta DNA polymerase complex; nucleus
Molecular function (GO): nucleotide binding; DNA-directed DNA polymerase activity; DNA binding
Source: RefSeq, a predicted model, not a curated record
AUGUUCAUUGAGAUGAAGGGUCGCAGUAAAGAGGAAGCGUUCGGGAUCGGACACGAGAUCUGUGAUGCUGUGACGGCCAUGAACCCGCAGCCAAUCAAACUUAAGUUUGAGAAGAUUUACUAUCCAUGUGUGCUACAAACAAAGAAGCGAUAUGUUGGGUAUAGCUACGAGACCCUGGACCAGAAGACACCAGUUUUUGACGCCAAAAGAAUCGAGACAGUCCGGCGAGACUCCUGUGCUGCAGUAUCCAAGAUCCUGGAGCGAUCCAUCAAGAUCCUGUUUGGUUGUAAGGACGUCUCCAAAGUAAAGGAGUACGUGUUAAGACAAUGUCGGAAGUUCAUGGAGGGCAAGGUUUCCAUGCAGGACUGUGUGUUUGCCAAGGAAUACCGCGGAAUGAAGGGCUACAAACCAGGGGCCUGUGUCCCGGCCCUGGAGAUUGCAAAGAAGCUGCUCCGACACGACCGACGUUCCGAGCCCAGGACGGGGGAACGAGUCCCGUACGUGAUCAUCUACGGCAGUCCGGGUCUGCCACUCAUACAGCUGGUGAGACAGCCGGGGGAGGUCCUGUCUGACCCCGCACUCAGGCUCAACGCCACAUACUACAUUACCAAGCAGAUCCUGCCACCGCUUGACCGAGUCUUCUCUCUGCUAGGGGUUGACGUCUUCUCAUGGUACAACGACAUGCCCAAGGUGGUCAGGGUCGUCCCACAGUCCUUGAUGGCCCCUGACCAGCGGAAAGGAACUAUAUCUCAAUACUUCUCAGCCACUAACUGUCCAGUAUGUGAUAAACAGACCAAUCAGCCGAUCUGUAACAGCUGUGUCAAGGACCCACAGCAUGUUUGUGUCACUCUCUGUGAUAGGAUCAGGAGAUGGGAGAAGGUUUAUCAUGACCUGGUGCAGGUGUGUAACACCUGUAUGGGGGUCAAGGAUGAGAGUCAGCCAUGCGUGUCUUUGGACUGUCCAAUCAUGUUCCGCCGUGUCCUCGCUGAACAGGACGUACAGAAAGGGACACAACUCCGGGAGGUGGUCAACAAAGUCUUAGAUUUCUGAUUCUUUUGGAACAUAACUGGCAGAGUUGACUUCAGGAAUUUUAUGUGGACAGUUUCAGGAACUUUAUGGUGUUUUUUUCAGAGGAGACACCUGCUCAUUAAAUCCCUGUUUGUCUUAAUGAAAAUAGUGAAAUUACUGAAGCAGAACAAGAAACAGCUUCAAGGAAAUGUCUACCCCACAGUUUGCACAGUCAAGGCUUCUGUUUGCUGUGUAAUGAGAAGACAAUGUAUAUCAAUGAAACUAAACUACCUUUACUAUCAGUAUUGUGAGAACUAAGUUCUGCACGUUUAUAAGAACACAGGGUUAAUACAAAACUGUGAUAUUGGGCUCAACUUAACAAUUUAUAUAUGCUGUCAUGGACAUGAUAUACAAUGUAAGCUUACAAAUUGAGAAGAAACUGUUUAUUCUAUCGGCUUGGUGAUAGAGAGACAUGAAGAUCGACUGCUUAGGCUGCUUUAUGUGUGCUUCCAUAAGCUGAGAGAAACUCAGCACUUUGACAAGCUAGAUCAAAGAGAGAAAACUUAAUUCGACUGUUUUUAGGAGUUGGACAGAGCAUUACUUGACUAAUUUUUUACAAAACAUUUCCUCAUUCGUUCAUCAUCUUCAUCACAUGAUGUAAACAUGACAGGUUCAUGUAUCCUAGUUGCUCAAGCUCUGGCUCUUUAUUGUUGCCAUAGUUUUUUGACUGUCAUGGUUUUGUAUUGUUGUCAUGGUUUUGGUCUCCAUGGCGUUUAUCUGUGAUAAUUACUGCAGCUAUAUUGGACUUGAAUUUUAUAGACAUUGUAGGUGCUUUAUUUUGUAGAAUAAUUGGAGAUGUAAAGAUGAGAUGUGGAUUCCAUUUUCCUUGUACUUUGUUUAUGAUAUCAUUUGUCCAUGUUUUAUAUCUGAUAUUACUUAUCCCCUCAAGAUCUCACACUGAGUGACUAUGUGUACAUACACAGUGAGUGACUGUGUGUACAUACACAUUGAGUGACUGUGUGUACAUACACAUUGAGUGACUGUGUGUACAUACACAGUGAGUGACUGUGUGUACAUACACAUUGGGUGACUGUGUGUACAUACACAUUGAGUGACUGUGUGUACAUACACAUUGAGUGACUGUGUGUACAUACACAGUGAGUGACUGUGUGUACAUACACAUUGGGUGACUGUGUGUACAUACACAUUGAGUGACUGUGUGUACAUACACACUGAGUGACUAUGUGUACAUACACAUUGAGUGACUGUGUGUACAUACACAUUGAGUGACUGUGUGUACAUACACAUUGAGUGAUUGUAUGUACAGACUACAAUGGAAUCUGUACUUGGUGUUACAUUGUCCAUUGAAGAGUGUUUUAUUGACCCGUUACUGUUGUAAGGUCCAUGGCUUGUUCUGUUUCCUUUUUCAUAUGUUUAUCUUCUGUUAAUGCUUACUUGUUGUAGUGCUUGAUGAUGAGAGUUCACUCAAUGUUGUGAUAAAAAUGAGUUACCUCCCUUGUUGGAACUCUUCAGCAAUUUAUAUGUAUAUACAUUUUUCCUGAAAUGUAAAAAAUAUAAACACAUGAACAAAAUUAGAAUUAUCAUACGAAAUAUCCUGCCUGCAUAGUAAGAACAAAACAAAUUUAAACCACAUCCAUAAUUGUUUUUGUUGACUCAAUUUAGAUUAUCUGAAAAAAAUCAAAAGGCUUAAGGAGUUUUGCAUUUGGCACUGCUAUAAGAAACAGGAUACUAACUUCUCCUAUAGAGGAGUUCCUACAAGGGAUAUUAUUUGUUAUAAAAUCUUUUUACCAAAUUUAGUGCAUGUAUGAUAUUCGUUAUAACAUGUAUAGGUGGUGUAGAUGCUUCUUUGACAUGACUAGAGUUUGAUUAUUGGCAGAAUAUUCUCUGAUCAUGUAGUAAAUCUGAUGUUGGUACAAGUGAUUAGGAAUGUUUACGUAUGUAAAGCUGUGGUGAAAUGUGAGCAAAGUGAAAGUUCAUAUGAAUAUUUAUAUUUCUUAUAUCAUGUGAUGAAUCUGUUCCAAUAGAUGUUGUGUGUGUGUGUGUGUGUGUGUGUGUGAGAGAGAGAGAGUGGUUGCUCAAUUGUUGUAGUGCAGUGAGUACUUAGUAAGUGGACAGUAGCUUUUUAUAUUUGGUUUACUAAAUGUUGGAAGAGUUGUGUUGUCUGUGUAAAGAAACACUACAUCACUGCCAAUAAAUAUAGCAUACAAAC